Molecule: messenger RNA, 414 nt
Organism: Lagopus leucura (white-tailed ptarmigan)
Lineage: Eukaryota; Metazoa; Chordata; Aves; Galliformes; Phasianidae
Product: T-complex protein 1 subunit gamma-like
Exons: 2
Coding region: 58-399 (113 amino acids)
Biological process (GO): protein folding
Cellular component (GO): chaperonin-containing T-complex
Molecular function (GO): ATP-dependent protein folding chaperone; ATP binding
Source: RefSeq, a predicted model, not a curated record
UUGGCUGCUCAGCCCUUCCUGUCCCACAGCACCCCGGUGGAUGUGAACAACAGAGAGAUGAUGCUGAAAAUCAUCAAGAGCGCCAUAAACACCAAAGCCAUCAACCGCUGGUCCGAGCUGGCCUGCAGCAUCGCUCUGGACGCCGUCAGGAUGGUGGAGCUGGAGGAAAAUGGCCGAAAGGAGAUCGAUAUCAAGAAAUACGCCAAAGUGGAGAAGAUCCCGGGUGGUUUCAGCGAGGAUUCGUGUGUGCUGCGCGGCAUCAUGGUGAACAAGGACGUGACGCACCCCAGGAUGCGGCGCCUCAUCAAGAACCCCCGCAUCGUGCUGCUGGAUUGUUCGCUGGAGUACAAGAAAGGAGAGAGCCAGGUGAGCGGGAUGGCGGGGCUGGGCCUCUGUUAAUUGCUGUUAAUUGCA